UGCAAAAGGGACGGUAGAGGCAGAGAGAAGGAGAGAGAGCAGCAGGGAGGGGAGUUUAAACUAAGUGCUAUGUUUUGGGACAGCUAAUCUGCUAGCGAGCAGUGUUAGGAUCGGAGCGUAUUGUGCGAGCCAGUGUGCGGGGGACAGAUAAGGCAGCACGCCAGCCCGCCGAGCCGACCGACCGACCGAACGACCGACCGCCAGACUUCUUGUUUAAUGCGCUGACUCCAGGGAGGGUUGAAAAAAUAUAUUGACUCAAGACGCGUGCAGGGGAUCCUGGACAGAAGCGGCAUCGCGACAGAGACAGCCAAAAGCAGAGAAAAUAAAGGACCUCAAAGUGACACCGACAGAUUUUUUUUUUCCCACCCUGGUUUUUUUUUUAACUUGAUUUUUCUUUCUUUUUUUUGCGCUUCUGGGACUGACUCCCAUCCGUAGCAAAGACAAGGAAGGGAGAAGCUGACAAUAGGACAGAAUACUAAAAGUACCGAAUCCGAACAUGUUCGAAAUAAGCCGAACACUCAACGCUGCCUUGUUGAGCAAUGAGCAUCUCAAGAUGAUGGCGAGGUACGGGCAGCUCUCGGGACUAGCAGCCAGUGGCGUGGGCUCCGUCCCCGAGUCGCACUCGCCGCUAUUUCCCAGGGAUCUCCCGUCAUCGCCCGCCCAGACGGGCUACAGGUCAUCCCUGGGGUCGACAGAGACACAGUGGCGUCAGGCAGAGCUCCCACAGCUCCAGGGCUGGGCAGAGAAGGGAUUGCUGACACAGCCAAAGAUGAUCAUCAGUAACAUGGAAGCUCCGGUGACAAAUGGUCCCAGCGGAGGAGGCACCACAGCCAACGGGCCAACCAGUAACAGCCGCGGCUGCCCCUCGCCGAUGCAGACCGGGCCCACAAAUGACGACAGCAAGACCAACCUCAUUGUCAACUACCUGCCCCAGAACAUGACCCAGGAGGAGUUCCGCAGCCUGUUCGGCAGCAUCGGCGAGAUCGAGUCCUGCAAACUGGUGCGCGACAAGAUCACAGGUCAGAGUCUGGGCUACGGCUUUGUCAACUACAUCGAUCCAAAGGACGCAGAGAAAGCCAUCAACACAUUAAAUGGACUCAGACUUCAAACCAAAACGAUCAAGGUCUCAUAUGCACGACCCAGCUCGGCCUCCAUCCGUGACGCCAACCUGUACGUGAGUGGCCUGCCUAAGACGAUGACCCAGAAGGAGCUGGAGCAGCUCUUCUCCCAGUACGGACGCAUCAUCACCUCCCGCAUCCUUGUCGACCAGGUCACAGGCCCCACAGGCGGCUCCCGAGGUGUGGGCUUCAUCCGCUUUGAUAAGAGGAUAGAAGCUGAGGAGGCCAUCAAGGGCCUCAAUGGCCAGAAGCCAUCAGGUGCAGCAGAGCCCAUCACGGUCAAGUUCGCCAACAACCCCAGCCAGAAGACCAGCCAGGCCCUCCUGUCGCAACUCUACCAGUCCCCCAACCGCCGAUACCCGGGGCCCCUCCACCACCAGGCUCAGAGGUUCAGGCUGGACAAUUUGCUUAAUAUGGCCUAUGGCGUAAAGAGGUUUUCUCCCAUCACCAUCGACAGCAUGACCAGCCUGGUGGGCAUGAACAUCCCCGGGCACACCGGCACCGGCUGGUGCAUCUUCGUCUACAACCUGUCCCCUGAUUCGGACGAGAGCGUGCUGUGGCAGCUCUUCGGUCCGUUCGGCGCCGUCAAUAACGUCAAGGUGAUCCGUGACUUCAACACCAACAAGUGCAAAGGCUUCGGCUUCGUCACCAUGACAAAUUACGACGAGGCGGCCAUGGCCAUCGCCAGUCUCAACGGUUACAGGUUGGGCGACCGCGUCCUGCAAGUCUCCUUCAAGACUAACAAGACACACAAGUCCUGAACUUUAUGUAGAAGCAGUCGCCCCCCCGCAGCACCUCGGCCCGGUCCAAAAUUGCCCCCCCCCACCGACCGCCCCACCCAUCCCUUAAGCCCCUCCAGUCAGCAGCACUACUACCAACCUCCUUCAGUCAUCCAACUGGAACAUAAAGCAAGCAUCCAAAACCAAUUGAACUAGAAAUGGCUUAUAUCAUAACUUUGGACCUAUAAGCCAACGUUGCCUAAGUAUUACAAAAAUGAAAAUGAAGGAAAUGUUCAUGAUUUCUGGGAAGUUCCUGAUAUCAAGCAGGCUUCCCGCUGUUGUAUAUUCUUUCUGUUUGUUCUGGUUGCUAAAAUGAUUUUUCUCUUGGGUGUAAACGGUAGCAAAUCCCCUCAUUUUAGAGACGAGAAUGUCCUUUUUAGACCGACUGUCUUGAUUCAGGAUUAGAUUUUCUUUUGUAUAUCCGGAUCCACUGUCGUUAGUAUCCCAGACCUCCCUGUCAGUGAAAGGGAGGGGGCUCUUUUUUAAAAAUUGGUGAUCCAUGCAUUCAUUUCUAGCCGUAUUAAAACGUCCCCUUAUUGAUUCUAGAUGGGAUUUCACACUCCCACCGAUUCUGAUGUAAAAAAAAAAAAAAAGGAAUUUCUAGCAUUGUUUUUGUUUUGUAUCGCAAACAAAACAUAAUGUCUUUCCUCACAGGGAGAUGGGGUGCGGGGGUGGGGGAUGGGUUAGCUUUCCUGACGACACAUUAAGUAAUUUAAGAAAAAAAAAAUAACACUGUUGCCAAAGAGAAGAUCUCUUUGCUUGGAAAAAAAAAAAGAUGCGUUUAGAAAAAAGAUAAAAAUAAAUAGAAAGAGGAAUCUAUUUUUAUAAAUGAUAAUUAAAAUAAUGAUUACUGAGAAAUUUUUACAAGAAUCUGGAUUUGAAAAAAGAGAAAAAUAUUUUGACUGGCUAACUGGGAGGGGAGGGAAGGGGGGGCACCACCUUGUCUUGUCGUUCUGCCAUUUGUAGGCUCAGCAGGUCGUUUGUUUUCCGAGGCAGCCCGGUUGGCGACGGCGAUUUUGUAGACGGAAGGUUUUGUGAAAAAAAAAGAACAAAAAAAACGGAAGCCGAGGCGGGUGAUUUUGGUAAUUUUUCACACAGUGCGUAAUUAUUCAAUACCCAAACGGGGAAGGGAGAGGGGACCCAUCGUUAGCGUCCAGAGCCCAAAGCAAGGAGACCCUUUGUCUGGUUCUUUUCCUGUUAUUGUCAACAGUCCACAUGGGAUAUCAGUAAACACAUCAUAUAUGCACAUGUAUCCAUUUAGACCGCAUCCGAGGCAUCGUAUCGUUUCUCUUUGCUCCGCAUUUGUGUGCAAACUUCCUUUUAGCGAUCAACAGUAGGUGCUAUACCACAUUAUUCACAUAUCUUAAAUAUCCGAGUUGGUUGUUCUAUGUGUUGUUUCAAAAUACUAAUACGUUGAUGUUGGCAUUGAAUUGAGCUUCUUUGUUUUAUCGUUGGCCCAAAUUGUCUGGUGAGACUAUUUCGUUUGCUGAAAAACCACAUCAACUCAAUUCUGGGCGGUGUAUUAACAAAAAAAAAAAAGAAACAAAAAAAAAAGCUGAAAAAAAAAUCACAAACAAAAAGUUUUGUUUUGUUUUGUUUUGUUUUUUGCUUUGUUUGUUUGGCUUGCUGACUUUUUGAGUUACUUGCUCAGCGUGGCGCGUUUGUCCGGCUUAACGAUGAUUAGCUAUAGUUCCUUUAGCCUAGAUAUUUGUUUCCUGAGAAAGGCGAUCUAUGACUACUGUGUCUUUAUUUGCUCUGUACAAAUAGAUGAUCUAUCUAUAUAUAUAUAUCUAUAUAUACAUAGUCUACAUUUGUUUUACAAUAUCUACUGUACUUAUCUGAGUUGUCACUGUUCUUUAGUUGGAGCUUGUCUUUUUCAACUUAUUAUGAAGUGGUGGUUCAGUUACUUAGAAAAAAAAAAAAACUUGUGAGGAAACUGUUCAAUUGUCGUCAUGUUGCUUGUGGAGAAAAAAAAAACAAGGUUUGGAUUAACUUUUCGUUACCUACCGCGGCAAAAGAAACCGAACAAAAAGCUUUGAAUAUAAAAGCGUAUUUGGAAUUUACUUCUCUAAUUUAUUUUUUAUAUUUAUUUGUAUUUAUUAUCUAUUUAUGACGGGGUUAAUUUAUCUGUGUAUUUAUGUAUUUAUUUGUUUCAUUGUCUGUGUAUUUGCGUGAUUCUGGUACAGGGAGUGGGGGGCGUUUCUUAGCAAAAGGGAACAAAGCGACUAGUGGAGAAGCUCUUCCAGUAGUCCACUGCACUGAGAGAACUUUUAGUACGUUUGUGCUUUGUACCAAUAUAUCAAAAUGACCAUAUAAAAAAACUCUAAAAGUCAGGAAAACUGAAAAAAAAAGUGUCUGGAGCGUCGGCGGAGGGGGGGGACGCUCUUCCCUUAUUACUAGAAACAGUUACUCGCUAUGCAUAACCUAGUUAUUAAUAGUUCAAUUUGCUAUUGCUUUUUUCUUGUCUUGUUCAAAAAUGAAAUCUCUUUAGAUCUUUUUCCAAUGACGUUUAGUCUUAAUAGAAUGUUAUAAACAGUCGUUCUGGUUCAAUAUAACCUGUGAUAAGUUUGUGUAGUUCUCUAAAGCCACUUCGUCCACACCCUCCCUCCACUUACUACCGCUUUGUGAUGAAACCUUUAUGCAAAAAUGUGCGUCUGAAAGUCUUUAGGUUUUUGUUGUUUUUUUUCCAGUCCACUUAUUGUAACAUUCGGCUCACAGCGGCUCAUUCCAGGCUGCACUGGACUAAAUUGGUUUAACAAAAAAAAAAGAUAUUUUUAAAAUUGCAUACCAACAGAUGUUUAAAAAUAGAAACUGUUAUUUACAAGUACUCUGGAGGGAUGAAAAAGGGAUUGUACCGAUUCUAUAUUUUAUAUACUCUAAUAUGAUAUAUAGUAUAUAUUUUGAAAGGUCAAAGGUAGGGUUCCAGAGUUAUAAAUAUACACAAUUGGAUUCUUGUGUGUGUGUGUGUGUGCGUGUGUGCGUGUGUGUGUGUGUGUGCGUGUGUUUGUUGGAGAGUAAGGCUGCGUUCACACUUGUGGUUCGGUACUCUGGUCCGGACAACAAAAAAAAAAAGUUCACCAUCACCGCUGAGAUGACCAUCUCAAAUUUCACCAAAAGCUUGUAGAAUAUACUUUUAAAGAGCUUUUGAAACAUCACGUGGCAUAAAGUUCCAAACCAAAAUGGGUCUGCUGGGUUGAGUGUGUAACUUCUUAAUAUAUUCUACUAUUUUUACCAGCCAGGUUUUCACCAAAAGCUUGUAAAAUAUACUUUUAAAGAGCUUUUGAGACAUACCAUGUGACGCAACUCCAAUGUUCCAAACCAAAAUGGCAUCUGGUGGGUUUAAUACACUGGUUAUCAUUUUAUUCUAAUAUUUUACCAUUUUAGAUUUCAUGAAAAGCUUCUAAAAUAUACUUUUAAAUAGCUUUUGUGGCAUAUACCAUGGCAUAACUCAAAUAUUCCAAAAAUGCCGUCUUCUUGGUUGAGUACGUAGGUUACUUUUAAAUUCUGCUGUAUUUACCAUCUCAGAUUUCACCAAGAGCAUGUAAAAUGUACUUUCAAAGAGCUUUUGUGACAUAUUAUGUGAUGUAACUCAAAUACUCCAAACCAAAAUACUGUCUACUGGGUUAAAUAUGGAGGUUACUUUUAUAUUCUGCUAUAUUUACCAUCUCAGAUUGCAGCAAAAGCUCGUAAAAUAUGCUUUUUAAGAGGUUUUGUGACUUCACAGAAAAACUCCAAACCAAAAUAAAGUCUUCUGGGUUGAAUACAUACGCUACGUUUAUAUUCUGCUAUAUUUACCAUCUCAGAUUUCACCAAAAGCUUGCAAAAUGUACUUUUAAAGAACUUUUAUGACAAACAGUAUUAUGUGAUGUAACUCAAAUAUUACAAAAAUGCCGUCUUCUGGGUGGAAUACGUCGGUUACUUUUACAUUCUGCUGUAUUUACCAUCUCAGAUUUGAGCAAAAGCUUCUGGAAUAUAACUUUAAAGAGCUUUUGUGACAUAGCAUGUGGCAUAACUCAAAUAUUUCCAAGCAAAACGCCGUCUUCUGGGUUGAUUACGUCAGUUGCUUUCAUAUUCUGCUAUAUUAAACCGUCUCAGAUUUCACCAAAAGCUUCUAAAAUAUGCUCUUAAAAGGCUUUUGUGACACAUUUUGCAACAUAACACAAAUAUUUCAAAACAAAAUCUUCAGAGUUGAAUAGGUCGGGUACGUUUACAUUCGGUCAUAGUAACCAUCUCGGAUUUCAGCAAAAGCUUCUAAAAUAUACCUUUAAAGAGCUUGUGUGACAUAGCACGUGACGUAGCUCAAAUACUCCAAACCAAAAUGCCUUUUUCUGGGUUGAAUAGGUAGGAUACGUUUGUAUUCUGCUAUAAUCUCCCCAAAAGCUUCUAAAAUAUACUAUUGAAGCGUUGUCACACACAAACAGAGGGAGAGGAGAGAGGCGAGGCUUCCAACACAUUUCACCAACAUACUUCUGUCUUCUUAACGCUGGUCCGUGUCGCGUCACGUUUGAGCUGAAGUGAACCGAAGCACACUGGAGUUCACAUGCGAGCACUUGUUUGGUGCACAUGGGGGUUGGGAAGAUAGCAUGACGACUAGCAUAGCAAGCUACACCAGAGUUGCUAUUUUAACCAAAGUGUGAACGCACCCUGAGUGAGAUGCACACACACACGCGCAUGCGCGCACGCACACGCGCACACACGCCUCAGUCAUCAUCGCCAUCCACGCCGUCACACACACAUGCACAAGCAGACCCCUUCACGCCCCUCCACGCCCGUCAGCGGGGGUUUGAAUUUAUGCAACGACCCCGGUAGAAUGUUGUUCUCGCGUGUGAACUCAUGUCCUUCACUCUUUGAUGAUGACCUUUCACCUCCCGCCAUGCGUGAGAAGAAGUGCAUGAUGGAAUGCAUGAUCCUUUAUGUGUGCGCGUGCACGUGCGUGUGUGUGUGAGUGUGUCCAAACCGUGCAACCCACCCCCCCAAUGGCUCCCACCAUCCCUGUAGCGCCUUCUCGUGAGUGCCAGUAGGAACCAGUAGUGGAGGAGGGAAGGUGAACAGAGGAACUCGGCUCUUCUUCUCGUUGCUUUACUCUUUUCUUUUUUUUCCCCUCCUGAGACGUGUUUGUUUACUAUCUGAUUAAAAAAAAAUCUAUAAAUCCUUAAAGACAAAAAAAGACGAAAAAAUGUCGGCGGAGCCUCGUGAUUGCGGCUCUCUCUCUCUUUUUCUCUCUCUCUCUCUCUCUCUCUCUCUCUCUCUCUCUCCUGCUUAUGUUAUUACUUAACAAUUAUUACGAUGAUGAUGAUUAUUAUUCUGGUUAUUUAUGCUAUUAUUCUUAGUAUUCUUAUUCUUAUUAUUAAUCCAAUUACUGCGAUGAAUGACUUCAUGUUAUCCUUGCUAGUUUAGGUCAUUUCUGAAACUGGAAACAAAAUAGAAAUCUUGCUGUAAAUGUUUGUUUUUUCUUUUUCAUAAAACUGUUGUGUUUGAAUUAUUUGUACUUUUGAAUGUUGGGACAAUAAAAUGAGGUGUCAAGAGCU
This is a messenger RNA of Dunckerocampus dactyliophorus (ringed pipefish), 7425 nucleotides long. RefSeq names its product ELAV like neuron-specific RNA binding protein 4 (gene elavl4). Gene Ontology annotation, cellular component: ribonucleoprotein complex. Gene Ontology annotation, molecular function: RNA binding. The record is from RefSeq and is a predicted model, not a curated record. Lineage: Eukaryota; Metazoa; Chordata; Actinopteri; Syngnathiformes; Syngnathidae. Bases 497 to 1879 code for a protein of 460 amino acids. The transcript is spliced from 9 exons.